This is a messenger RNA of Symbiodinium sp. CCMP2456, 2197 nucleotides long. The record is from the annotation of a GenBank genome assembly. NCBI's taxonomy places the organism in Eukaryota, Dinophyceae, Suessiales, Symbiodiniaceae.
GUGUGCAAAGACACGGAGCUGAAGGAGGUCUACUUCACUACGCCCUUGGCCCUUGCCAGUGCCGAAGGCGGGAUCCGAAAAUACUUCAAAGGGAACGGCAAGGACCCCAGGAAAGGCUUGAAGGGUCUCACACCUGGCAAGGGCGAUGGCAAGGGUGAUGGGAAGGAUCGCAAGGGUCGUGACACAGGUGGCAACCAAGGAUUUGGGGGUAAGACUCCGGGCAUGUUUGCGGGAUUCACGCUGCUUACCCACACCCCAGACGGCCGUCAGAUCUGUUAUGCAUUCAACAGUGCCAGGGGAUGCAAGGGAAAUUGUGGGCGUGUGCAUGUUUGUCGUGUCAAGGGCUGUGGCAAACAGCACGGUGUGCAUCAGCAUCCUGGGGCGUCUGCUGCUCCAAAGGAUUCCACAGGAGGCGCCGAUCAGACCGAGAACUUUUGCGUGAAGGCCGGUGGCUGCUCUAUUGCACCUUGCCGGCGAGUACUUUCAGUCGCUCUCGGCAUCAUCGGCCGGGGCCUCCGCCGCUGCGCAGCCAUGAACAUCCUUAUGGUUUUCCGUGGUUGCGACAAUCUUUUGCACAGCAAGUCCAACUUGAUAACGAUUUCAUUUUUCAAGCCGUUGCAUCAGCGCAUGUUUGCUUUGAUUUUGGGAGUGUUGCCUGCUUCCCCAUGGGAGUGGGCAGAGGUACUUGAUUUGAUUCCUCGCGGAGCUGUCACGUUUGCAUUGUAUCAGUGCCACUAUGGUGCCCUCACAUCGAAGCCUACGCGUUUCUUGAGCAAUUUGCCCAGCUGGCGCGCUGCCGUGCCACAUUUCCCAGGACUUCCGUCGUUGGAUGACGAUGGGCGCUAUCGCGGCCCUUUGCCGCCCCGUUGCGGCCAUAAGCAUGCUGACCUUUUGCGUUCGCAGCCCAACGGCUGGCAGUCUGGCAACAUUGCUCGUUUUACGCCUGAACUUUGUUCUUUUGUGGCCAGAGCCGCCCUGGCAGUCGCUCCUCAGGAGAAGGGGGCACAGCACAGUCCUCCUGCCACGACGGAUAACACCCCGGCUGCUAAGAACCUUAGCUCUCCCCCUUCCGAGUCAGCUUCCCUCCUUAGUGCGGCCGGGGCUAGUUCGGGUAUGGUUACAGGUGAGGCGGCAUCAACAGCUGAUCCCGAAAGCUUUGCAUCAUCGCUCUUGAAGUCGGGCAUCGAGUUGACCAGGAACCAUUUGCUUGAUUUGUAUAAGCUCCUUCCGCGGGAGAAGCCACCGAGGUUGCUAUGUGCAUAUUGGAAACAGGUGCUCCCGUUGCUUAACUUCACGACAAUCACUUUGCUUGAGGAUGUGCAAACUCCCUUGCACCGCGAUGGGAGGAACGGCUCGACACACAACGCCAUUUUGGCUGUGUCGGACUUCGAGCAAGGGGGGCUUUGGCUCGAAGAUGAGCAUGGGGACGAAACCCGUCUCCUGGAUGGCCAAGAACUGCGAGGCAAGGUGCAUCAGAUCACGAAGGAUCCUUUUGUCUUCGAGGCCAGGGAUAGGUAUCACUGCACCGAGCCCUGGAAGGGGCAUCGACUUGUCAUGGUUGCCUUCACGGUCCCAGGAUACGAGAAACUUGAAUCGUCUGACCUAGCGCUGGUCAGGGACUUGGGGUUUGUCUUGGACGGUAAAUCGCAACUUGAGGGCAAAGCCGUGGCUUUCAGACCGGAGCUCUGCUGCAACCGUGGCAACCCCAUCAACGUGAUGUGGGCUGGCGAUGAGUGGGUCCCGAGCGCUCGGGGACAAGGGCUCCCGGAGCCAGCACGGCGGCUGGCAGCUGCUAUGCACAAGCUUGUGAAAUCCUUCGUCCUUAGGGUGCUGCCCAACGUGGAACGCACAGCGAUGGAGCUCGUCCUGGGACGGUUCACCUCAUCACCCUUCUCCGAGCGAGACAUGGCUCAGUUGCGGCAACAGUGGGUUGGAUUGCUUGGGGAUACCGGGGGCCACGACCUGCUGGUGGUCCCGGAGAGGCAGCCCUUCUAUCUACCGGCUUUGGCACGCACGGCCGAGUUGCUUGGUGAUCCAGACUGGGAGGUCAUCACGCAAGGCGAGGACAACUUCUGCACGGGAGUCCCAUUGGGCUGCGAGGAGGUUCUGCCACAGGUGCCCCAGGUCUUUGACUUCAAACAUAAGUCGAGGACCUUGGAUGAGUCUGAGUUUGAUUGGGAUCGUACCAACUACAAAA